Homarus americanus (American lobster) is the source of this 14675-nucleotide messenger RNA. RefSeq names its product neuroblast differentiation-associated protein AHNAK-like. Gene Ontology annotation, biological process: regulation of RNA splicing. Bases 67 to 13275 code for a protein of 4402 amino acids. Lineage: Eukaryota; Metazoa; Arthropoda; Malacostraca; Decapoda; Nephropidae. The transcript is spliced from 4 exons. Gene Ontology annotation, molecular function: protein binding. Gene Ontology annotation, cellular component: nucleus; cytoplasm. The record is from RefSeq and is a predicted model, not a curated record.
UCAGUAGUGGCGGUACCUCUACGGGGCCACGACUUCACGGGACUCGGGUUCAACAUCUCGGGAAACAUGAGGGAUGGCAUCUUCGUUAAAGACGUAUUACACCGCGGCCCCGCCUCUGAAUCUGGCAACAUAGCGCCGGGUGACCGGGUGCUGGGCCUGGCGGUGAGCACGGAACAUAUGGUGCAUGAAGACGCCCUCACUCUCCUCAGUUAUGCAUCGCCUUACCCGGUGUUACUUCUGCUGGAGAAAUCAAUCCCUGGUACCGACCGUCGUCUCCCUAACACCAAGGCUGCCCGUCCAGUCCACCCCUUCUACAGGAGUCAGUCUAUUGACGAUCUGGCAAAGAUUGGUAAGGCGGACAUGUGGCGGGUGAGCAGGGCGCGAGUAUGUGAGGGACGCGUCGGUGUACCUGAGAUGUCCCGCCCAGACCUGGUGGGCGGCGGGGUAGAGCUACCAAGCCUCAGACUCACCUCUGGCAUCAACCUCCCUACUGCUGCUGCUGUUGCUGCUGUUGCUGCCCCCAGGGUAGAGGGUGGCGUCCUAGUCAAGCGGGAAGCUCCCGAGCGACAUUCUGAACGUGCCAUUGAUGUUCCUGGAGCUGCAGUCACCAAGCCUUCUCACACCAUUAAAACUGAAAUUCCGGAAGUGCAAUCAGAAAAAUCCGAUUCACGUUUAAAAUUUGGCAUCAAAGUGUUACCAGACUUGACAGGUAGAGUGCCUAAGCAUGACUUGGACUUAGAAUCUGGAGGAAAGAUCUCGGCUGAGGUCAGUGCGCCCUCAUUCGACCUACCAAAACCACAGGUCAAUGUUGAAACAGAGGUCGACCCGUCUUUAGGGAUAGAGGGCCCAGACGUGGCAGGCAAAAAGUCGUCAGGCAUAAAGUUUGGGAUUAAGCUUCCACAGAUGAAAUUUAAAGAUAAUGAUGUGGAGGUUGAAGGCAGUAAGAUGGCGGGCGUGCCUGAGGGCGGACACAUAAAGGUGGUGGGUGAGGAGAAUAUCAAUAUCUCCCUGCCUGAAGCUGACUUGUCUGCUAGGACAGGAAUAGUUCAGGACAAAAUCACUCGUGAACCCAAGACUGACGAUGAGAAGCAGAAGGCAAAAGGUUCGUUUGGUGUUGGUUUUGGCUUCAAGGGCCUUGGUCGAGGUCAUGAUUCUGACUCAGAGAAUUUAGACGAGACAGGAGAAAAGGCAAGUGGAAAAGACUCUGGGAAAUCCAAAGGUAUUGGCAAAGUGGACUUUGGUUUUGGGUUAAAAGGCUUUGACAAAGAUGAUGAUGAUGAUCACACUGCUGCCUCAGAUGAAGAGAAAGUGAAAUCUAAAAGCACCAUUGGACUAAGUAUUGAUGCACCUGAAGUUCAUCUGCCAGAAAUAGAUUAUGAACGCAAGAAAAACACGUCUGGUGAUGAUGAUGAAGCUUCAAAAUCUAAAGGAGGUUCAGGUUUUGGCUUCAGCUUUAAAGCCCCAGAAAUAUCUAUGCCACAGUUCAGUCUAGGAGGUGGAGCAAAAACCACAGAUAAGGAAAAUGACACAAAAAGAGACGAUUCAAAAGAGGCUGACAAAGAUCACAGUGACAAGGGUGGCUUAGCCUUCAGGAUGAAAACCCCUGAUAUUAGCCUACCAGAUUUUAGUCUUAAAAGAGGGAAGGGUGAUAUUAAGGGAGAUUCUUCCUUGGAAACUGACUAUAAAAUGUUAGAUAUGAAGGUACAAAAUAGCGCCAAUGUAAGUUAUAAGUCAGGAGAGGUGACUCUUCCUGGUGUGGAUAUAAACACCCGCGACGAGGCUGUAGGUGACGGUGACUCAGAUAAUGACAGUGACAAGAAAAGUAAAGGUUUUAGUUUUGGCCUGAAGGCUCCUGACUUCAGUUUGCCAAGCUUCAGUAUGAAAGGCCGAAGUGAAAGUGAUCAACAUUCAGAUAAGAGAAGUGAUAAGCCCCCAGAACACGAAGAAAGUGAAAACAGAAAAGAUUACCACGCCAGUUUACAUGGCCCUGAUGUUCAGCUUCCAAGUGUAGACUUUAAAGGCAAGGCGGAAGUGAGUGGAUAUGCAGAAGAAAAGGAAAAGGCGUCAGACGAUGAAAGUGGUAAAAAGAAAAAUAAGAAGAGCAAAAAGGGCUUUAGUUUUGGAUUCAAAGCACCUGACUUUAACUUGCCAGGUAUGGGGUUAAGAGGUCGUGGAGAAGGGAAUGGAAACGAGGAGAAUCAAUGUUCCGAUGCUGAAGACAAUAAAGAUAGUAGAAGUAAAAAAGAAUACAGUAUAGGACUUAAAGGUCCAGAUGUCAGUCUCCCAAGUGCCGCCUUAAAGGUACAUGGAGAAACUGAUGACGUCGGUACAAGAAAAUAUACUGAUGACGAUGACAACAACACAGAGAAAGAAAAAAAUAAGAAAGGAUUUAGUUUCGGAUUAAAAGCUCCGGAUAUAAAUCUUCCAAGUCUUAACUGGAGAGGUCGUGGAGAAGGAAGCGAAGAUGAAGAUGAAAAGGUCAAACAUAAAGAGGAAGGAGGUGACGGAAAAGAUAGUUUCAAGAAAGACAUUAAUCUGGAGCUUCAGGGUCCAGACCUCAGUCUUCCUUCUGUUGAUAUAAAAGCUGGAGCACAAUUAGAUCUAGGUCAUCAAGACAGAAUCGAAGAUGUAUCGUAUAAGGAAAAGAAAUCCAAGAAAGGCUUCAGCUUUGGAUUAAAGGGUCCAGAUGUUAGUAUGCCGAGUUUUAGUGUGAAAGGUAGUGGAAAUGAAGAAAUAGAAGAGAAGAAAGACUCAGAUGAUGAAGAUAGCAAAGUCAAAGAUAAGAAAUCAAAGGAGGGCUUUAGUUGGGGUUUCAAAGGACCAGAUUUUAACAUGCCAAGCUUAAGUGUUAAAGGCAGUGCCCACGGAGAUGAGAAGGAUAUCCAAGAAUCAGGUGAUGAAGAUGACAAGGAUAAGAAGUCAAAGAAAGGCUUCAGCUUUGGAUUCAAGGGUCCUGAUGUAAAUAUGCCCAGCAUGAGUUUGAAGGGUCGUGGAGAAGGAAAUAAAGAAGAUAUAGAAGACACAGAUAAUGAAGAAGGCAAAGAUAAAGACAAGAAGUCAAAGAAAGGCUACAGCUUUGGAUUCAAGGGUCCUGAUGUAAAUAUGCCCAGCAUGAGUUUGAAGGGUCGUGGAGAAGGAAAUAAAGAAGAUAUAGAAGACACAGAUAAUGAAGAAGGCAAAGAUAAAGACAAGAAGUCAAAGAAAGGCUUCAGCUUUGGAUUCAAGGGUCCUGAUGUAAAUAUGCCCAGCAUGAGUUUGAAGGGUCGCGGAGAAGGAAAUAAAGAAGAUAUAGAAGACACAGAUAAUGAAGAAGACAAAGAUAAAGAAAAGAAGUCAAAGAAAGGCUUCAGCUUUGGAUUCAAGGGUCCUGAUGUAAAUAUGCCCAGCAUGAGUUUGAAGGGUCGUGGAGAAGGAAAUAAAGAAGAUAUAGAAGACACAGAUAAUGAAGAUGACAAAGAAAAGAAGUCAAAGAAAGGCUUCAGCUUUGGAUUCAAGGGUCCUGAUGUAAAUAUGCCCAGCAUGAGUUUGAAGGGUCGUGGAGAAGGAAAUAAAGAAGAUAUAGAAGACACAGAUAAUGAAGAAGACAAAGAUAAAGAAAAGAAGUCAAAGAAAGGCUUCAGCUUUGGAUUCAAGGGUCCUGAUGUAAAUAUGCCCAGCAUGAGUUUGAAGGGUCGUGGAGAAGGAAAUAAAGAAGAUAUAGAAGACACAGAUAAUGAAGAAGGCAAAGAUAAAGACAAGAAGUCAAAGAAAGGCUACAGCUUUGGAUUCAAGGGUCCUGAUGUAAAUAUGCCCAGCAUGAGUUUGAAGGGUCGUGGAGAAGGAAAUAAAGAAGAUAUAGAAGACACAGAUAAUGAAGAAGGCAAAGAUAAAGACAAGAAGUCAAAGAAAGGCUUCAGCUUUGGAUUCAAGGGUCCUGAUGUAAAUAUGCCCAGCAUGAGUUUGAAGGGUCGCGGAGAAGGAAAUAAAGAAGAUAUAGAAGACACAGAUAAUGAAGAAGACAAAGAUAAAGAAAAGAAGUCAAAGAAAGGCUUCAGCUUUGGAUUCAAGGGUCCUGAUGUAAAUAUGCCCAGCAUGAGUUUGAAGGGUCGUGGAGAAGGAAAUAAAGAAGAUAUAGAAGACACAGAUAAUGAAGAAGGCAAAGAUAAAGACAAGAAGUCAAAGAAAGGCUUCAGCUUUGGAUUCAAGGGUCCUGAUGUAAAUAUGCCCAGCAUGAACUUGAAGGGUCGUGGAGAAGGAAAUGAAGAAGAAAAAGAAGACACAGAUAAUGAAGAAGACAAAGACAAGAAGUCAAAGAAAGGCUUCAGCUUUGGAUUCAAGGGUCCUGAUGUAAAUAUGCCCAGCAUGAGUUUGAAGGGUCGUGGAGAAAGAAAUGAAGAAGAAAAAGAAGACACAGAUAAUGAAGAAGACAAAGAAAAGAAGUCAAAGAAAGGCUUCAGCUUUGGAUUCAAGGGUCCUGAUUUCAAUGUGCCAAGUAUGAGUGGCCGACAUGAUGAACAGGGAAAAACUGAAAGGAAAGUGGAGAAAGACUUGAGCUUUAGGGUAGAGGCCCCACAGGUAACAUUGCCAAGUGCAAACCUAGAAGUUGACAGUAGAAAUAUUGAAGUGGAAGAGUAUAUAUCUGAGAAAGAAAAGAAGAAAUUAUCUACAAGGGGAUUCGGGCUGGGAUUCAAAGGCCCUGACAUAAAUCUUCCUACCGUUAACUUACGGGGCCACCGUCAUGGAGGUGAGGCAGUGGAAGACUCGGAUGAUGACGACAGUAAAGACAAAGAUAAGAAAUCGAAGAAGAGAGAUUUUGAUUUCGAACUCAAAGGCCCAAAUGUUAACCUUCCCAAUAUGAGUUUGAGAGGACGUGGAGAAGGUGCAGGGGGAGAGUUUGAUCACGAGGAUGACAAGAUUAAGGACAAGAAAUCUAAGAAAGGUUUUAGUUUUGGGUUUAAGGGUCCUGAUGUCAGUUUACCCAGUGUUAGCUUGAGAAGUCGUGGACAAGGAGGUGACGAGGAGCAGGAAGAGGAACCAGACGAUGAUGAUGUUGGUAAUGAUAAAGAUAAAAAAUCAAAGAAAGGCUUCAACUUUGGAUUCAAGGGUCCUGACGUAAAUAUGCCCAGCAUGAGUUUGAAGGGUCGUGGAGAAAGAAAUGAAGAAGAAAAAGAAGACACAGAUACUGAAGAAGACAAAGAAAAGAAGUCAAAGAAAGGCUUCAGCUUUGGAUUCAAGGGACCAGAUGUUAGUUUACCUAGCAUGAGUUUGAAGGGUCGUGGAGAUGGAAAGGAAGAAGAAAAAGAAGACACAGAUAAUGAAGAAGACAAAGAAAAGAAGUCAAAGAAAGGCUUCAGCUUUGGAUUCAAGGGUCCUGACGUAAAUAUGCCCAGCAUGAGUUUGAAGGGUCGUGGAGAAAGAAAUGAAGAAGAAAAAGAAGACACAGAUACUGAAGACAAAGAAAAGAAGUCAAAGAAAGGCUUCAGCUUUGGAUUCAAGGGACCAGAUGUUAGUUUACCUAGCAUGAACUUGAAGGGUCGUGGAGAAAGAAAUGAAGAAGAAAAAGAAGACACAGAUACUGAAGAAGACAAAGAAAAGAAGUCAAAGAAAGGCUUCAGCUUUGGAUUCAAGGGUCCUGACGUAAAUAUGCCAAGCAUGAGUUUGAAGGGUCGUGGAGAAAGAAAUGAAGAAGAAAAAGAAGACACAGAUACUGAAGAAGACAAAGAAAAGAAGUCAAAGAAAGGUUUCAGCCUUGGAUUCAAAGGUCCUGAUGUAAAUAUGCCCAGCAUGAGUUUGAAGGGUCGUGGAGAAGGAAAUAAAGAAGAAAAAGAAGACAGAGAUAAUGAAGAAGACAAAGAAAAGAAGUCAAAGAAAGGCUUCAGCUUUGGAUUCAAGGGACCAGAUGUUAGUUUACCUAGCAUGAACUUGAAGGGUCGUGGAGAUGGAAAGGAAGAAGAAAAAGAAGACACAGAUAAUGAAGAAGACAAAGAAAAGAAGUCAAAGAAAGGCUUCAGCUUUGGAUUCAAGGGUCCUGAUGUAAAUAUGCCCAGCAUGAGUUUGAAGGGUCGUGGAGAAGGAAAUAAAGAAGAAAAAGAAGACAGAGAUAAUGAAGAAGACAAAGAAAAGAAGUCAAAGAAAGGCUUCAGCUUUGGAUUCAUGGGACCAGAUGUAAAUAUGCCCAGCAUGAGUUUGAAGGGUCAUGGAGAAAGAAAUGAAGAAGAAAAAGAAGCCACAGAUAAUGAAGAAGACAAAGAAAAGAAGUCAAAGAAAGGUUUCAGCCUUGGAUUCAAGGGUCCUGAUGUAAAUAUGCCCAGCAUGAGUUUGAAGGGUCGUGGAGAUGGAAAGGAAGAAGAUAUAGAAGACAGAGAUAAUGAAGAAGACAAAGAAAAGAAGUCAAAGAAAGGCUUCAGCUUUGGAUUCAUGGGACCAGAUGUAAAUAUGCCCAGCAUGAGUUUGAAGGGUCAUGGAGAAAGAAAUGAAGAAGAAAAAGAAGACACAGAUAAUGAAGAAGACAAAGAAAAGAAGUCAAAGAAAGGCUUCAGCUUUGGAUUCAAAGGUCCUGAUAUAAAUAUGCCCAGCAUGAGUUUGAAGGGUCGUGGUCAUGGUGAUAGAGAAGAAAAACAACAAUCAGAAAAUGAAGAAAGUCUCAGAAAAAAAGAGUUUGGAUUUGAUGCUCAGUAUGCUGAUGUAAAUUUACCAUCAGUAAACAUGAAACUGACUGGUGAGGCAGAAGGACCUCGGGUGGCAGAGGCUGGUGCUGGGUACAGGAUAAAAAGCAAAGAACAUCGAAGUAAAGAAGAAUUUGGCUUGAGUAUGAAAGGCCCAAAUAUUAACCUUCCCAAUGUGAGUUUGAAAGGUCGUGGAGAUGGGAAUGAAGAAGAAAAAGAAGACACAGAUAAUGAAGAAGACAAAGAAAAGAAGUCAAAGAGAGGCUUCAGCUUUGGAUUCAAGGGACCAGAUGUUAGUUUUCCUAGCAUGAACUUGAAGGGUCGUGGAGAUGGAAAGGAAGAAGAAAAAGAAGACUCAGAUAAUGAAGAAGACAAAGAAAAGAAGUCAAAGAAAGGUUUCAGCUUUGGAUUCAAGGGUCCUGACGUAAAUAUGCCCAGCAUGAGUUUGAAGGGUCGUGGAGAAAGAAAUGAAGAAGAAAAAGAAGACACAGAUAAUGAAGACAAAGAAAAGAAGUCAAAGAAAGGCUUCGGCUUUGGAUUCAAGGGACCAGAUGUUAGUUUACCUAGCAUGAACUUGAAGGGUCGUGGAGAUGGAAAGGAAGAAGAAAAAGAAGAUACAGAUAAUGAAGAAGACAAAGAAAAGAAGUCAAAGAAAGGUUUCAGCUUUGGAUUCAAGGGUCCUGAUGUAAAUAUGCCCAGCAUGAGUUUGAAGGGUCGUGGAGAAAGAAAUGAAGAAGAAAAAGAAGACACAGAUAAUGAAGACAAAGAAAAGAAGUCAAAGAAAGGCUUCGGCUUUGGAUUCAAGGGACCAGAUGUUAGUUUACCUAGCAUGAACUUGAAGGGUCGUGGAGAUGGAAAGGAAGAAGAAAAAGAAGAUACAGAUAAUGAAGACAAAGAAAAGAAGUCAAAGAAAGGCUUCGGCUUUGGAUUCAAGGGACCAGAUGUUAGUUUACCUAGCAUGAACUUGAAGGGUCGUGGAGAUGGAAAGGAAGAAGAAAAAGAAGAUACAGAUAAUGAAGACAAAGAAAAGAAGUCAAAGAAAGGCUUCGGCUUUGGAUUCAAGGGACCAGAUGUUAGUUUACCUAGCAUGAACUUGAAGGGUCGUGGAGAUGGAAAGGAAGAAGAAAAAGAAGAUACAGAUAAUGAAGACAAAGAAAAGAAGUCAAAGAAAGGCUUCGGCUUUGGAUUCAAGGGACCAGAUGUUAGUUUACCUAGCAUGAACUUGAAGGGUCGUGGAGAUGGAAAGGAAGAAGAAAAAGAAGACACAGAUACUGAAGAAGACAAUGAUAAGAAGUCAAAGAAAGGCUUCAGCUUUGGAUUCAAGGGUCCUGAUGUUAGACUGCCUUAUACUGGGUUAAGAGGUAGCGUGGAAGCUGACAGAUAUCACGGCAAAAAAGCCAUUUACAUAGAUGGGGACGAUGUACACGAGACCAGUAAAAACUUUAAUGUUACUUUGCAAGGCCCUAACAUAAACAUGCCUUCAGUAGACCUGGGAGCUCGUGGCCAGGCUUAUAGUUACACCAGAGAAAGAGAUGGUGACGAUGAGUAUCCUGAAGAACAAGAGAAAAAAUCCAAGAAAGGUUUUAGUUUUGGAUUGAAGGGCCCUGAUAUUAAUCUCCCAAGCUUUAACUUACGAGGUGAUGGGGACGGAAGUAGAGAGGACAAUGAUAAAGAUGAUGAUAAAGAUGAAAUGAAGAAUGAAAGCAAAAAGUCCAAGAAAGGUUUUAGCUUCGGGUUAAAAGGCCCCGAUGUGAGUCUUCCAAGUGUGAGUUUGAGAAGUCGCGGCCGUGGAGAUGAAGACAACAAGGAAUAUAACUCUGGUGAUGAAGAAACUGAAUCCAGACGAGACUUCAAACUCCAACUUAAAGGAACAGAAUUUGAAGUUCCCAAUGUGAAUCUGGAGGCUCGUGGCGAACACGACCGAGGCGAUAAUGAGAAAGAUUCAGAUGACGAGAAUAAAGACAAGAAAUCCAAAAAGGGCUUUAGUUUUGGCUUUAAGGGUCCUGACAUAAACCUACCCAGCUUUAGUUUGAAAGGUCGUAGUGAUCAGAUAGAAAAAGAAGAUUCAGACAAUGAAAAAGGUAUUGUUGAUGAUGAUGAUGGUCGGAAAAAUAAGAAAGGUUUUAGUUUUGGAUUAAAGGGACCUGAUGUUAAUCUUCCAAAAGUAAACUUAAAAGCUAGUGGACAUGGAAAUCUAGAAGGCAGAGAAAGACAUUCACAAGCUGAGAUUAAAGCCAGUAGCGGGUUUAGAUCUAGUCUUAAAGGUCCUGAUAUGAGUGUACCCAGCGUCUCCGUUAGUGGGCGACAACACAGAGGUGACUUUGAAGUUACCCAUGAGAAAAUUGACAAGAAUAAGGUUAAUCUUAAUUUCAAAGCACCUGAUGUAAACUUCCCCACAAUGAAUGAUGGAGUGUCAGGAGACAAAGUGUCAAAUUCACCAAAGAAUAAACAACACGAUGCCAGCUUCAACUUAAGAGGUGAGCGCACUGUAGGGAUUUCUAUAAAUACUCCGGACUUACCAGGUUUCAGCCAUACAGACAAUAAGGACAAGGAUAAUUCUGGAAUCACGUUGGACAAAGACCACAGCACAAGCUUGAAAUUACAGUCCUCUAGUUUAACUAUGCCAUCAUUAUCCAGUGGAUCAGUUAGUGUGGCUACUAAACAGAGCCAGAACAUUAACAUGGAUAUCCCUGAUGCCAAUCUUCCUGAUGUUAGGAUGAACAUUGCCCACAGCCAGCAGGAGGAUAAAAGUAAUGCUUCAAAGAAAACAGACAGAUCAGGUUUAAGUUUUCAAUUGAACACUCCUGAAGUCAGUCUACCUGACUGGAAUCUCCGUCUUGGACAAAAGGGUGAGAGGACCAAAAAGUUGGAUGUGUCUGGAGACCGCAGCUUCCAAGCUGACCCUGAGGCAAUGGGCGUCAGUGUUGGGAAAGUCGUUCAGUCUCACGCCACGGGCCUGGCUCAGGAGAUCGAGAAUGAACUCCAGUCUCGCAACUUUGGUGUUGAGGUACAAGACCUUGAUAUUGAGUGUGACCUACCAGAGGCUGAUAUUGACCUGAAGAAAGCUAAAAUUGACUUGCCAGAAGUAGACCCAGAAACGGGAAUUAUGGGGGCCAGAUAUUCAGGUAAGACACCAGAGGGAGACCGUCCAGAGGCAGAAGGCAGGAGUUCAUCUGUAGAGACCACCAGACUCCCCCCUGGAUUUGGUAUGGCUUUUGGAUUUAAAGGCUUUAAGAAGCACAUUGGUCUCGAGUCUCGAGAGAGUGGUGUCCCGAGCAUUGAAACUGACACGAACAGCAGUAAUAUGGACGUACAGUUUGAGAGUCCCACUGUGGCCAUCCCUGAGGGUACCGUCGCUGCUAUGAAGAGGGAGAUACUAGAGGCAACCAGUGAAGUGUCAAGCCCACACACCCGACACUCUGCUGGCAUGGCAGGAGAUAUGUCUUAUAGAGGUAUGAAUGUCACACUGCCUGAGACCGAGACAUCAGUAACACUUCCUGAAGGGGUGCACAUCAAAACAAGCAAACCUUCCUAUAUGGCCGAGAACACACAAGUAAAGAUUAGGGCGAAAGCUCCGGCUGUCCCAAGUGUCACACCAGAGGAGGAGGAAGGAGAUAAAGCAAAAGUAAAAUCUAAAUCCAAAGAUGAGGAAGAUGAUGAAAAGACAAAAUCAAAACAUAAAUUCGGUCUUGGGUUUGGAUUCCGGGGAUUCAGCCGAUCGUCAGACAGUGAGGAUGACACCCGAGAACCUACGUCUCUCACACCAGAUCCUGACCGGCCUGAAGUUAAGGAUGACAAAAAGAAAGGUCGCGGUAAGAUGAGCUUUGGAUUUAAAGGCUUCUCGCGGUCAUCUGACACAGAGGAAGAAAAUUCAGAGAAAGUUUCUGAGGUGCCAAUGGAUAAAGAUGGAGAUGAUGAUAAACCUCGACCCAGAGUGAAGGGUGGGUUAAACUUUGGCUUUAAGGGAAGAGGCAGUAAAAAUUCUGACUCGGAAGAUAACAAUGACCAAGAACGAGUGGGGACUGACCCUCAGGCUGAUUCCGGAAACAUCAAGCAGAAGCUGAAACCCAGUCGAAGCUUUGGUUUCAAGGGUAAGAGCAAGAGUUAUGACAUGGAUAGUGGAGAAGUUGAAGCUGAGGUUGCUCGCCGGGAACCAGAGGCCGAGGAGGAGAUUAAAAUCAAGACCAAGUCCAGCCUUAACUUUGGGCUAAAGGGUUUUGGGAAGAAUGAAGGAAAGUAUGAUAUGAGGUCAGAUUCUGAAGGAGGGGAAGCCGAUGAAAAGCGAUCACUGGACACACGUGGAGAUGAUGGCCCACGAACGAAAACACAGAAGGGCCUGGGCUUUGCAUUCAGGAACCGGAGUGGAAGGAAUACUUCUGAUUCUGAAGGUGUUGAGGCUGAGGAACGGGUAGAUUAUGACACUCGUGGUGGCGAGGAGAAAGUUAAAGAGCACAAGAGUAAAGGUAUUCGAUUAGGGUUUAAAGGCUUUAAAAACCUGAAGGGUAAAAUCCAAACUGAAUUCAACCGCAUGCGACACGACAGUCACUCGAGUGAAGAUGAAGCAACACGAGAGGGCACUGUCAAUGACCAUCCAGGAGCAGCUGAGACCAAGAGAAAAAAGAAUGCCAAGAAAAAGAAAGAUAAAGACAAGAAAAAUAAGAAAGAAGAUGAAGACAUUCUUAACACAUCCGAGGAGAACGCUCUAGCUCUUGCUGCUGCUGCCGCUAAGGACAACAGAAGAAAACGCCAAGAAAAAACAAGCAGCUCAUCAUCGACCAGUUCUUCAUCCAGCUCCGAUGAAGAGAACGAGACUCCCACAGACCUGAAGAAGAGAAAGCGCAACAGAGGGCGUGGCCGCCAUGUGCCAACGGGCAUGACAGAAAUAACCAUCAAUGAGCGACCUGUUGAUGUUGAGGUGAAUGAGACUGUUGAGGUAACAGCCCGCCAGGUGGAUGUGGUGUUACCCUCGUUGUUGAGCACGCAAGAGUUGUCAUACCCCGAUGAGAGUGACAUCGUUCCGUCUAAGCGUCGUGCUCCUGAACCCCCUCAGCAGGCACCUGUUCCUGCCACUCGGAGCAACAUAGUAGUGCGUGAGGUAAAACUGAAGUCUUAUCAGCCUCCAAUAGGAGCAACGGAGAUAGUAGAGGUGAUGCAGAGGACUGUACUUGAGCGACGAGUUCCCUCAAUGCCUCUUCAUGACGAAGUUUCAAUAGCCUCCGAUAGUGAGGGAGAGCGAGCCAUUAUUAGAGCUGAAAUACAACCAGUAAUAUCGUCGACACCAAGACACCCACCUACAGACUCUGAAGAAUUAAAGCGUAAAGCUGCUUCUCUGGGAGAUCUAUCACGCUUACAUACAGAGCCCGACACUGUCAACGUUGUAUUGGAACGAGCUGUGUCCUUGGACCUAACACGUGCUGAAGCAACGGCCUCUGCACAUAAUAUCUCUGGUUUUAACCGUCCACGUCGCUUGCAACUUCCUAACUCCUCUGCAACUUCUAUAGAAGAAGAGGCAGUGACGGUGGGACUGCGGGCGGAGGGCGGAGCUGGCCUGCGACGUGCAGAACAAUGGGGGACGCUGGAAGAAGCAUUGCUCUUCAGAAGAAACAGCAAUAGUAGUUUAGCUGAGGCUGUAUCUCCACGAAUAACAGAACCUGAAGGAGAACCUGUCUCACACAUCGAAAUUAGUGGUUCAACGUCUGUCACAGACAUCUCGAGCCAAUGGGUGACUGCCUCAGAGACGUCCAAAAACAGCAUCAGCUUCCAGCACAACAACAGGAGUGAGGAGCACGAGGAACCUCCAGCCCUGCCCGCCACGCCGGCACCUGUAGGUGGUACCACCAUUACGCUGCUCGACGGUGACACUACAAUCAUGGGUAGCUCUGUUGAUGUCAUGCCCGUCACAAACAAAGACCGUGUGGUUGUGGUACAGGCACACCCGCCUUCACCUCCAGAGAGAAAAAUAAGUAACUUCAGUGUUCAGCUUCGCCACGUCACCUCUCACCAGACAACUCAUACUCACAAAACAGUCACAAGCAGUAGCUGUAGCAGCAGCCGCAGUAGCCUCAGCAGUGACAGUGAAAUUGAAGCUGGAAUGGCUGGUGAAUCUAUUAAAAGAGAAGGAGUAACAGUGACUGUGGCACCUCGGAUCAGCAGUGUCGAUGUAGGCGGCUCUAUUUCUUCGUCCCUGCCGCCCCCCGUGCCACCCAAACCUCGCACCUCACGCACUCAGUCGCCGCCCCAGCUGGUAAUGGCACGUCAUGAGCCCGCACUGGUGACUGUGAGGGAAAAUGGCGCCGUGGUUGUGUCAACUGAUAACCUCACCCACCUGGAAGGCGCACCCAUGGACCACGUCACAUCAGAAAAUGUCAGUAUUGAGACUGUUAACAUCAGUGGCGACACCAUCAUAGUGGACUCACCAGAGAACGGCAGUAACUUCCCCGCCUAUGUGUUACGCACCGACAUGGCCAGCCUACCCCAGAAAUCACUCACCCAGAUAACAGUGGAGGGGGGAGGGUACACGGUGAACGAGGGCGCCCUCAGCCAGACACUCAUCAUAUCCACGCCGGCACACCACCACCACACCCCACCCGGCCCAGACUCCCCGCCACCCACACUACAGCCGCCACAGUAGUGGUCCUAAUUGGCCAGGCCAGGCAGCCGCCUUGGGUGUGCUGGCCACCGGAACUUGAUGACAAAGAGCAACGCUGACGAAGGCUUACUGUUGCCGCUAGUCGCGUCACCGCUCACCAUGACCUGAUGCUGGAAAGAUACCAGGUGACGGCUGGUGGUUACAGUCAUCACCAAGGAACUAAUCAAAAACUGUUGUCAUUGCAAGACGCACUUUGCUACAGCUUGUAAGAGGUGCACACAUGGUGUGAGUCACUCUGCUGCACCAUCACUGCCCUCUGGGGAAAACCCCAAUCAUUCAAAUCAAAUUAUUUAUAUUCAAAUAAUACGUAAGUUCAAAUUUCUUGCUCUACAAUUAAAUUUUAUAUAUGUUAUUAGUUGUUUUCAGUAUGUUUUACUUCUUAAGGUCGUUGGUAAUGCAAAUUGUUAGUGUACUGUACGACUGUUAUACACAUUUGUAAAAAAGAUACAAUCGACGCAUUUAACAUAUAUACACAAUCCUGACAUUGUGUUUUUAAAUAAUCUUCAUACGUUAAUUUUGUGAUGGUGAUAUUGCCAACUUCUCUCCCUCAAAACCAAAGCUUGCUUCUUGACCACUUCCACGCAGUUUUGACCAACCCGAAGUCACGCUAUUUGCUCAAGCCCGCUUGUUCCAGUUUACUGACCAUAUCUUACUGACACUUUGUCAGUUCCCCCAAGAAACUUGUCCAAUUUUGCUGAAAACUUGUCAGUUUUGAUUCAACGUUUUCACUUCCUGCUAGCAACUUGUCAGUUCUCGCUGGAGAAAUUGUCAGUUUUAUUUAGAACUUUUCAAUUCAUGCUCUUACCGGAAGCUCUUCGGUAAAUACCGGAAACUUGUCAUAUCUUACAGGAAUCUUGUCAUAUCUCUUUUGGAAACCCGUCUUUAGGUUGUAGAUUUGGCCACAGUCACUCUUUGCGGUCUUUGCCCGGAUGAAAAGUGAGGCGUCACUCCCGGCCUGUGUUGUGCCUCCCAUCCUCUACCAGGGUGCUAUACGUAGUCCCAGUGUGACCCCAAGUAUAGACUACCACCACCCAUCUCCCACCAGGGUGCUGUGUAGUCCCGGUGUAGCCCUCCAUGGUACAGACUACCAUUCACUGGAAGAUGACUCCCGGGUGCAAUACCACGACUUAAUGUACAAUAAUUAUUUUAUCUGCUUCUGACUAUGGUAAUUUGGGAGAACUUAAUGAUUAAUAUAUACAGUACAGUAGAUGCAGCGGUUGGAACAAUCCACUCCUGCCUUACACCCAGUAUGAGGAGGCCCACAAGGGAUAAGAAAGCCACCAGGGUGUAAGAUAGCCCUCUGGUUGCAAGGUGUGAGGUUGUCCCUUGGGUAUGAAGAAACCCCAAGGUGUAAGGUAGCCCCCUGGAUGUAAGAUAAACCC